Cricetulus griseus (Chinese hamster) is the source of this 5842-nucleotide messenger RNA. Lineage: Eukaryota; Metazoa; Chordata; Mammalia; Rodentia; Cricetidae. The record is from RefSeq and is a predicted model, not a curated record.
GACCCCACCACGCCCGGGCGCGCAGUGCAGCGCCGAUCUGCUGCCCUGCGCGGGAGCGCACUUGCAAACUUGGUGGAGGUGCCCUGCGCGUCCUGUUGUGUAACCUCUGCGCCGCCAGCUGGACCGGGAAGUUGCCCGCCCGUCCUUCAGCUUGAUUCAGUCACAACCCCGGGGCGAAUUUCAUGGCCCGCGACGAACGCGCGGCCACAGCCGGCGUGGGCAAGCUCCCGCGAGCCCCGAUUCGUAGGGAGCUCCCGCGCGCGGUCCCUUCCCCUCACCCGCGCCUCCGAUGCGCCCUGACCCUCUUGCCACUGCCGCCCGCUUGCCGCCGUCUGCCCCUCCGAGUUACUGCUUGAGUUGGAGAGCAAAGGAUGACCGAGGUGCCUUGGCCGGCUGUCCCCAACGGGACGGACACAGCCUUCCUGGCUGGCCUGGGCUCGCCUUGGGGAAACAGUACAGUCGCCUCCACAGCAGCAGUUGCCUCUUCAUUCAGAUGUGCCCUGACCAAGACCGGCUUCCAGUUCUACUACCUGCCUGCCGUCUACAUCCUAGUGUUCAUCAUCGGCUUCCUUGGCAACAGCGUGGCUAUCUGGAUGUUCGUUUUCCACAUGAAGCCUUGGAGUGGCAUCUCCGUGUACAUGUUCAACUUGGCUCUGGCUGACUUUUUGUACGUGCUCACCCUGCCAGCCCUCAUCUUCUACUACUUCAACAAGACUGACUGGAUCUUCGGGGAUGCUAUGUGCAAGCUGCAGAGAUUCAUCUUCCAUGUAAACCUCUAUGGCAGCAUCUUGUUCCUCACCUGCAUCAGCGCACACAGGUACAGCGGCGUGGUGUACCCGCUCAAAUCUCUGGGCAGGCUCAAGAAGAAGAAUGCCAUUUAUGUCAGCGUGCUGGUGUGGCUCAUUGUGGUGGUGGCCAUCUCCCCCAUUCUCUUCUACUCUGGCACUGGGAUUCGGAAAAACAAAACCAUCACCUGCUAUGACACCACCACCGAUGAGUACCUACGAAGUUAUUUCAUCUACAGUAUGUGCACAACAGUGGCCAUGUUCUGCAUCCCCUUGGUGCUGAUCUUGGGCUGUUAUGGAUUAAUUGUUAGAGCUUUGAUUUACAAAGACCUGGACAACUCCCCUCUCAGAAGGAAAUCCAUUUACCUGGUAAUAAUUGUUCUGACAGUGUUUGCUGUGUCUUACAUCCCUUUCCAUGUGAUGAAAACGAUGAAUUUGCGGGCACGGCUGGAUUUCCAGACCCCAGAAAUGUGUGCUUUCAAUGACAGGGUUUAUGCGACUUACCAGGUGACACGGGGUCUAGCAAGUCUCAACAGCUGUGUGGACCCCAUUCUUUAUUUCUUGGCUGGAGAUACUUUCAGAAGGAGAUUGUCCCGAGCCACCAGGAAAGCUUCCAGGAGGAGUGAGGCCAAUUUACAAUCCAAGAGUGAAGAAAUGACUCUCAAUAUUUUAUCUGAGUUCAAGCAGAACGGAGACACAAGCUUGUGAAGGCACAAGACCCAAACACCUCACUUUUGUAAUGUGGUAGGAUGCUCCAAAACCAGCUGCUUUGCUUCUCCUUAAGUUCCUAGCAAUGUUAGAGAAUACUCCAAACUAGAAAGUAGUCAGUAAAAAAAAAAAAAAAAAAAAAAGCAUCAAUUUGUUACACAUUCACAUUUAUCUUUCCUAUAAGCUCCUUUCUUACUUACUAGAAGUAUGUGUAAUCAAACAGUACUACCUAGAUAAACACUCCCUCUUCUUCCUUUGAAAUUCCUAGGCUUUUCUAUUUAAAGUGUGUUUGCAUGUGUAGCAGAGCAAAUUUGAUAUUAAAAGUUUCUCCAAGAAAACUGGCCACCUGGAAUUUGAGUUUUUGAUUUGUCCAGCCUCUGUUGCUGUGAAUAACUCAUGAUAUAACCAAACUAAAAUCUAUAUGUUCAAAAACUGUUUGGCACAGUCUAAUGAAACACUAGUCAGUCCAUUCAGUAAUGAGUAGACACCUGUGGUACAUGUCUUUCAGUUCCUCAGAAGCAUAGACUGUGGCUGAUAAUGCCUUUGGGGAAUUGAAUAGAAAAAUAAAAUCAAUGAACUUUUAUGAGUGGAAAAUGAGUAUUUCCAGUUAUUUCUGGAAAGCUGAUUACUGCACAUUGCUUGUUUAAUGUUUGGUGGUGGGAGGCUGUGGAUGUUAUAUUGUUGGCAAAAUGCACUCAAAAUAAUUGAUGUGCAUGUGUUUUUCUUAUAAAUAUUGUGGACCGUUAGGCUUCCUGGGAUAAAAAGUUCUCACUCGCUCCACUGCUGUGCAGUGUCUUUGGACUUUGUGUUCCAAGAGAAGUGCUCCCUCACAUCUGUGAAAACAAUUUUGAGAAAUCACAGUUAAAUUUUAGACUAAAGGUUGGUUGGGUGAAGCAGCAGAUCUGUUAGAUGGAGAGCUACUGGGCAGGACUGUCAGAGUUUCAGAGGGCCAUGGUUGACAGACAUUUGCAAUGCAGCUGGGGGUGGGAGGGAGAGUUCAAGAAGAAGGAUGCAAAACUAAAAUAAUGGGAAGGUUCUUUUUGUUUCUUUAAAGUUCUUGAAAACUUUAAAUGCAGGCUGAAAUGUGAAUGUAAGUAAGUUAUAGGUGUGCCAAGAGGAUGGAAAGCUGAAAUCUUUUAAUGAAUUGUAUUAUUUUAAUGAUUCUUAAAAUGAAAAACAUUUGCAAAGAGAAAAUAAAGGAAAUUAACUUUUAAGUAAGUACCCGAAGCACCAUAAAACUGAAAAGAAGACCAUCAUAGUCAGGAGAUAGCCAGGGUUUUCUACACUUGUCUGCUAGAUAGUAGUGGAAUGUUUGUAAAGGAUACUGAAAUUUAAAAAUAAUUUCCACUGAAUAACGAAUUUUAUAGUCCUUGGAAUGGUCAACUUCAAUUUGAUUAAAAUAAUGAGGAAAUAAAAUUGUCACACAUAAAUAAUCUGAUGUCCCAGGAACUUUAGCUGUGAAAGGUAUUCUUUAUAGACUAUCAAUCUUCUGAGUUUGUAAAUGAAGGUAGGAAGCACUUUUAAAGUAUUUUCUAAGGAAAAAAAAAACUUUUGUGCCCAGUAGGAUAUAAUGACAUAAAAUUCAUGGUUUGGUGUCAAGUUUUUACACACAAGUGACUGGCCUUCUGGGAGAUCUUUGAAGUGCUUCCAUUUGCCCAGUCUGUUUUUACCCAGGUCCAUGAAGAAAAGCUGCAUUUAGCCUUUCUAUCUAGUGGUUCUUUCCCACAUUCACUCCUAGCAUAAAAGCCACAUGAAGAAGACACUUUUGGGGUCCCCUACUUUUGUGGUUUUCAGAAUUCCCAAGUAGAAAGAUUCAUGCAGCAUUUUCUGUUUCCGAAUCCUACAGACAAAAUCUAAAAUACAUCCUCAUUAUGUUGACACUUCACAAAUGUUCAGUGGCUCAAAAGUAAUUUUGUUAAACUAAUCCAAAUGGAAAUUUCAGAAAUGCACAGCUCAGUGAUCCAUAUGUCUUUAUCAUUUCCUCAUUAUUUAAUACAGAUUUCUCCAUUUGAGUCCCAGGAUGCCAGACUGAUGUUGGAUAUGUGUUAAAUGCACGGUUCAACUUUCAUAAAUGGUUUUGGGAGUGUGUUUUAGUGAGAGGAACUUUGCCAUGUUCCUCAUUCUGAGGAUUAGGCUCAGGUCUUAGUGGAUACUAGGCAAGAGUUCAUCCACUGAGACACAGUCCCAGCCCCUAAGGAAGAACACUUUCUUUCCAAACUUGUUUCAUCAUAUAACAUAGUGACAAGACUGACUGUGCCAACUUCUUCCAGUUCAAAAGAAGUCCCUGAGAUAACCUGUGCAUGUAUAGGUCAGGAUGAAGCAACAUGCUAUUAGCCAAAAGACCAAAUUGUGCCACUUGAUAUGAGUAAGCAUGUCCAUAGUAAAGAUAGAUCUGUUGACAUUUGGGUGAAUGAAUUAACAAGUCAUGAAAUUUCACACUACAAACUGUUUUCAUUCCAAGUUCAAGGGUUUGUGUGUUUGUUGUUGGUUUUGUUGUUAUUCCUUAUAAACUGUUCUUUGACUCUUUGAAGGUUGCUUUGAACUCAUAUUGAACUAAAGUGAUUAAGAAGAAACUUAGCACAUAAGAGUUCAAAAUUAAAUCCAUAAUGUGGAUACUGAGAAGUUGUUGGUCUCCUGAUACUUGAAGCCCAUUCUUCAAGAACAGCAAAGGUGACAGGACAUCCAUUUGUUGACACCAUGGGUGCUGUGGCAAAUCUUGAAAAUCAGACAGUGAGAACUGUUUGGAAUACGUUUCUGUGCUUCCUAGGACUCUUCUAUCUAGUCCUUGGAUAAAAUACUCAGUGAUCACCAGCUGUGGUAUGGACAGGUUGAAACCUGAAAAUCUCUACUUACUCAGCCAGGACACUAAACCAGCUUUUGAUAUGACAGACACCAUUACUUAGCAACAGCUAGAAUUCAACCAGUGAGAGGAGUUAGAAGUUUUGGUACUAGUAAGUAUGGAUUGAAGCUUUCCUUUUACCAGUUGAAUGUAAUUAUUGUAAGUGUAUUUAUUGAUGAAGCUCAUGGGCCUUCAGCUGUACAGACUGUAAAACUUUCUCGAAGGUACAACAUACUGAUGUAAAUUUAUUUAUUGCAAUGUAUAAUAUUCAAAUGUCACACUGGCAUAUUUUACAAUAAUAUAUAAUUCUAGAUAAAAUGACAACUAUAUUUAAGAUGUUUUUCAGAUAUUAGUAUUGAACAUUUAAGACUAGUUUGUAUUUAGAUCUAAACAAAUCUGCUUUAUUAUGUGUUUAAUUUUCCCUGGAUUUUGGACUUGCAUGGUUUCCUUUUCUUUAGGGCUCUUGUUCUACAGACAUAAUUUGGUAUUAGAUUAUAAGAUUCAUAGUGAGUGUAGGAUAUUUUAGACAGGUUCUGUAUUGUGUACAUUAUAUAUAUUUAUAUUAUAAAAAGUUUGUUUUGUCUUUUCAGAAAGUUUAGAAUAUUGCCCUAGCUAUGGUUAGAGCUUCCACUGCCAAAGGCUGAAGGCUUGUCUCCUAUUCAAAACUAAUGAUUUAAAGUCUAGUGGGUUGGGCGUUAUAGAUGUAACUUAAGAAUUUAAAGACAAACUUUAGUGAAACAGGGAGAGAAAAGUGCAGCAGGUAGUUUUCUGCUAGAUCUUGAAGCUUUGUAUUGUAUUUUUUUUCUUAUGGUAACAGAGUGCAACCUUUACUUCUUUGAGGUGGGGUUUUUAUGUAACACUACCAACAAGUUCAGCAUUGCAAUUGAUUUUAAUCUGUUCUCUUCGGGAAGUUGGUAACUUUAAUGCCAACAUUUUUAGUGAUAACUAUAUCAUUUGGCUGCUAAAUUCUGUCACAUUUUUAAAUGUAGGUGCAUUUAUGUUACAUAUCAAAAUUUGUGCAUUUGAGUUAUGUUGUUUUAGCGAUUUUGCAAGAAAAUUUUAUUUUUAUAAUAUCUGUGAUUUUAAUGUAGAUGAUCGAAGCAGAUUUCUUUGUGGUUACCAGUGCUAUUGAGUGGUAUGGAACAGUGUUACUUGACGUUCUGAGCCUUCUUGGGUUCAUCUGCAUCAGUGGUAGUUUAGCAAAUUUGAACUGAUUGCAUAUAAUUGUCUUUGUAAUAAAGAAGAGGUAUACUUCCUGCAAAAGCACAGAAUUGUUUGACUGUAGGAGGCUGCAGAAUCUCUCAUGUUUCUCUCUCUCUCUCUCUCUCUCUCUCUCUCUCUCUCUCUCUCUCUCUGUGUGUGUGUGUGUGUGUGUGUGUGGUGUCUAAGGCAUGGCAGCCAAUCUUGUAUCUGCUAUUUAUAGUAACAGCAGUGCUUCAUAAUUGUGGUCAUCAGAAUUAUACUUAUCAUAGACAAAACUGAGAAAGAUUCAAUAAAACUAUGAAACGUG